This is a messenger RNA of Arvicanthis niloticus (Nile rat), 2236 nucleotides long. It is a transcript of the gene Cops7b, whose product is annotated as COP9 signalosome subunit 7B. The record is from RefSeq and is a predicted model, not a curated record. Lineage: Eukaryota; Metazoa; Chordata; Mammalia; Rodentia; Muridae. Gene Ontology annotation, biological process: COP9 signalosome assembly. Gene Ontology annotation, cellular component: COP9 signalosome.
UGUGCGCAUAUUUGGAAUCCUUCUAUGGGAUUGGUUUCUGAAUUCUGUUACUUGAAACCCAGCAGGAAGGUACUCUUUUACCCCGGAGACAUGACAGCCCACCGACAAUUAACUUCUGUUUACAUGGAACUCAGGAGUCUGCAAACCAUGCCUCAAUCUAGGUGGGAGGUGGCGAAAGCAGAGCGGGAACAUUGUGUAGGCGGAACUCGAGUGCAGCAGUGGGAGGCUUCCGGGGGAACAGCACCGGUGACGGGUCGGCGGAGACAGAAAAGCGCCGGACGCCGGGCGGAUCAUGGAAGCUUGACAACCUGCAGGCAGGCUCUGGGAGGCCGAGACAUCGGCGAAGAAAAGAGAGUCGGCGGGGACAGAUCUCAAGACCAGAGAAUGGCAGGUGAACAGAAACCCUCAAGUAACCUCUUGGAGCAGUUUAUUUUAUUAGCCAAAGGUACCAGUGGCUCAGCCCUCACCACUCUCAUAAGCCAGGUGCUGGAGGCUCCUGGUGUUUAUGUUUUUGGAGAACUGCUGGAGUUGGCCAAUGUUCAGGAGCUUGCAGAAGGAGCUAAUGCUUCCUAUUUACAGUUGCUGAACCUGUUUGCCUAUGGUACAUACCCGGAUUACCUAGCCAACAAGGAGAGCCUGCCAGCACUGAGUGCAGCUCAGCAGAACAAGCUGAAGCAUCUUACCAUCGUGAGUUUGGCAUCAAGAAUGAAGUGUAUCCCCUACUCUGUGCUGCUGAAGGACCUGGAGAUGAGGAAUCUCAGGGAACUAGAAGACCUUAUCAUUGAGGCUGUCUACACUGACAUCAUCCAGGGCAAGCUGGACCAGCGAAAUCAGCUCCUGGAAGUGGAUUUCUGCAUUGGCCGUGACAUCCGGAAGAAAGAUAUCAAUAACAUUGUCAAGACCUUGCAUGAGUGGUGUGACGGCUGUGAGGCAGUUCUCUUGGGCAUUGAACAGCAAGUUCUGAGAGCCAACCAGUACAAAGAGAACCACCACCGGACUCAGCAGCAGGUGGAAGCCGAGGUUAGCAACAUUAAGAAGACACUCAAAGCAACAGCAUCCUCCUCAGCUCAGGAAAUGGAGCAGCAGCUGGCUGAACGGGAGUGUCCCCCCCAUACUGAGCAGAGGCAACCCACUAAGAAGAUGUCCAAAGUGAAAGGUCUGGUCUCCAGCCGCCACUAGGGCUGGCUGGGGCAGCUGGCACUCAGCAGGCCUGGGUCAGGUCGGGAGGGGACACCCAGGGCCUAUUCCGUCCCUCUCUAACUGCAGUGAGUUCCAGAUCUGCCCUCCCCUCACCAGUACCUCCCCAUCCAUUGGUACCAUUGCGGAAAAUGAUUGCUCCUCCCUUGCCUCUUUUCCUAGUUGCUCCCUUCAGACUCAGGGGCUCAACGGAUGCCAUCCUAACAGGGUUUAACACUGCCCGGCUUCCCUGCAGGGGUCCUUGUUUCUGUGAUGGGCUACCUCCCUCCCAGUUGUUCUUUUGCUCCCUGUCAUUUUGUCAGGCUGGUCAUAAGCUGGAGGCAGUUUACCCAGCCCCGAGGGAUGACUGUGGAGGUGGCUCCUCUCUGAGUGAAGGGGGGCCUUCCUUCUCCAGCCCCAUGUACCACAGUACCCACAAUGGUGCAAGUGUCUAGCCAGGUAGCACAUUGUCCCCUCUCCUGCCUUACCCCUGUUGGCAGUGCCAGUUCAGGCCAUGGAGGGGAUGUGGUGCUGGGCUAUGUUUACUAAACCUUUGGGUUUUCAGCCUCUUAACCCCAGCCAGGAUCUCUCAUCAAGUUGGGGCACUGGGCUGACUAACCCCUGGUGUCUGAUACCAGUGGAGGCUGCUUGGGUCUGUGGGCAGCAGAAGGUGUUUCUCCUAGCUUGGUGUCCUCUGCUGGCUACUCUUCCUGCUGUCUCUGACUGCUCAGCCUUGAUUUGGCAUUUAGGCCCAGCUGCCCACUGGGAUUGUCUGCCAACAUUUGCUCUCCUGAGAUCUUUCAUGUCUCCUGGCUGCCCCUGGGGUAGGAGUGGUGGUGCCGAAGCCCCUCAGACUGGCGAAGGACCAUUGCUGCUGCUUUCUCCUUCCUUCCCGCCCUCCUUGGCUGGCGACCCAGAGCCCUCUGAUGACACCAUACUCCACUCCUGGCCAGAGAAAAGGACUUGACUAGACUUUCUGAACUUGAACAGUUUCAGGUUAUAUUUUAAUUUUUUUUUUUGUACAGGUUGAUUCUAAUACAUUUCAACAUGCUUUUUUCUC